AUCAAUCUCCACAGACCACGGUUAUCACGCGGCUCGUCCCCAGCGUGCCACGCUUGUUCCAACCGACACCCCCUUCCAUUUCCUUCGUUACCACGAUUCCUCCAACCUAAAUACCCCUCCGAUUACCUCUCAGCUUCUCCCUCAAUCGAAUAGUCACAAACUCAACCAUGUCAGCUUCGAAGCCCUCUCAAAACACAACCCAGGAAGUCAUUUUCUCUAACCCAGAAGCCACUUCCUCUUCGUCCCUAUACCCUUCCAUCGACGUGAAAGAACUCGCAGAGAACCUCUUCCCUGCUGUAGACGAUGACGUUUCACAGGCCUCUUCACACUUGCUACAACCCUCGGAAGAUGUUCUGGUCAAGGUCCCAGGCGCACUAGUACACCUCAUCGAGAAAGACCAUAGCGUCGAGCUCGCUUGCGGUGAGCUCGAGAUAGUUAGUCUUAGUCAAGGCGAUAAUGUCGUCGCCGUUCUUGCGCGUGUCGGAGAUGAUAUUCAGUGGCCGUUGGCGAAGGACGAGGCGGCCGUCAAGCUCGAUGAGGCUCAUUACUUCUUUACCCUUCGGGUUCCGCCAGAUGGGCCGGUGGGAAGUAAUGGGGACGAUGAAGAUUUUGCUUGUAAAGAGUGUGAGAUGUUGAAUUACGGGUUAACGAUUGCGUCGAAGGGACAAGAGGCUUUGUUGAAGGAGCUGGAUCGGGUUUUGGAGAUGUAUAGCUGUUUUUCGGUACAGAAGAUGGGAGAAAUCGGGAGCUGGGAGGUAUUGGAUGGCUCGGUGGCGAGGGAGAUGUCUCCUGGGGAGUUGGAGUCGAAGGAGAAUAAGGAAUUGAUGGGGGAGAGCUCGGCCGCGUACUGGACAACAUUGGCACCGAACGUCGAGGACUAUAGUGGGCACGUGGCGAGGCUGAUUGCCGCAGGGUCGGGGCAGCUGAUCAGAGGGAUCUUGUGGUGCGGUGAUGUGACGGUGGACAGGCUGAAAUGGGGAAACGAGUUCUUGAUGAAGAGGAUGGAACAGAGAUCCAAUACGGAGAUUAGUCCAUCAGUAAUGAAGAGGAUAAAAAGGGUUAAAAAGUUGACAAAGAUGUCAGAGAAUAUGGCUUCUGGUGUCCUUUCUGGGGUUGUUAAAGUGUCCGGAUUCUUUACAAGCUCGAUAGUGAACUCUAAAGUGGGCAAGAAAUUUUUCAGCCUCCUCCCUGGAGAGAUUGUCCUUGCUUCUUUGGAUGGAUUUAGCAAGGUCUUUGAUGCUGUUGAACUUGCUGGAAGGAAUGUCAUGUCAACUACUUCAGUGGUGACUACUGGGCUUGUUUCACAGAGGUAUGGACAACAAGCAGCUCAAGCGACAAAUGUGGGGCUUGAUGCUGCAGGACAUGCUAUUGGUGCCGCUUGGGCUGUGUUCAAGAUAAGAAAGGCUAUCAACCCCAAGAGCGUACUCAAACCCACAACGCUUGCAAAAGCUGCUGCUGCAGCGAAUUCUGCUGAACUGAAGGCUAAAUAUAAAAAGUAAUGGCAGGCGUUCUACCUUCCUUUUUUCUUCUUUUUAAUGAAUAGCGGAUACAGUUAGUUACACUAAAAGCACUCCAUCUUAGCUUCUUACAUUUAGCAGAGGCCAAGCUCCUUGGUAGCUGUUAGCCAUUAUAUUGUUUUGUUCUUUUUCUAUACUUCAAUGGAUCAGAUGAUUUCUGUAA
Molecule: messenger RNA, 1680 nt
Organism: Juglans microcarpa x Juglans regia
Lineage: Eukaryota; Viridiplantae; Streptophyta; Magnoliopsida; Fagales; Juglandaceae
Product: protein EARLY-RESPONSIVE TO DEHYDRATION 7, chloroplastic-like
Exons: 4
Coding region: 168-1499 (443 amino acids)
Cellular component (GO): plasma membrane
Source: RefSeq, a predicted model, not a curated record